This is a messenger RNA of Morone saxatilis (striped sea-bass), 658 nucleotides long. Its product is annotated as tenascin-like. The transcript has 4 exons. NCBI's taxonomy places the organism in Eukaryota, Metazoa, Chordata, Actinopteri, Moronidae. The record is from RefSeq and is a predicted model, not a curated record. Gene Ontology annotation, molecular function: protein binding. Bases 1 to 609 code for a protein of 202 amino acids.
AUGCAAAUCACUGAUUUUCAGUGUCUUUCCACAGUCUCACCACCCAAGGACCUAACAGUGGUGGAGGUCACUCCAGAGACAGUGGACCUGUCCUGGGAGAAUGAGAUGCGUGUGAACGAGUACUUGAUCACAUACGUACCCACUGCCUCUGGAGGUCUGGAGCUGGACAUGCAUGUGCCUGGAGACCAGAAGACGGCCACUAUUCGGGAGCUUGAGCCUGGCGUAGAGUACCUGAUCAGCGUCUAUGCUGUGCUCAGCAACAAGAGGAGUGUUCCUGUCAGUGCUAGGGUGGCUACACAUCUGCCUGAGCCUGAGGGACUCAAGUUUAAGUCUGUGCGGGAGACAUCAGUGGAGGUACAGUGGGACCCAUUGGACAUUCCCUUCGAUGGCUGGAACCUCAUCUUCAGAAACACAAAAGAGGAGGAUGGCGAGAUUCUUAACUCCCUCGGCCGUCCAGAGACCACCUUUGAGCAGUCAGGCUUGGGCCCUGGCCAGGAGUAUGAGGUCAAACUGGAGGUGGUGAAAAACAACAAGCGUGGACCGCAUGCCUCUAAGAACGUUGUCACAAUGAUCGACGGCCCCAGGCCAGGUGGACGUGCGCGAACGUGACUGACACCACAGCACUGCGUGACCUGUUUCCAGCCUGUGGCUGAGGUGG